AUGCAGGAGGUCAUCUGGGGGAACCACAGCUCUGUGUCUGAAUUCAUCCUCUUGGGCUUCUCUAAUGAGCCUCAGAGUAAGCUGCUUCUCUUCACCUUCUUCCUCCUUCUCUAUCUCAGCACCCUCUUGGGCAAUGGGCUCAUUAUCACCCUGAUCUACCUGGACUCCCGCCUUCACACACCCAUGUACUUCUUUCUCAGCAUGCUUUCCCUGCUGGACAUGAGCUAUGUCACCACCACUGUGCCCCAGAUGCUAGCACAUCUGCCCCACCCAAAGAAGACUAUCACCUACCUUGGGUGUGUGGCUCAGAUGUAUAUCUUCCUGGCGCUUGGCAUUGCUGAAUGCAUCCUCUAUGCCAUCAUGGCCUAUGACCGAUAUGUCGCCAUCUGCCACCCCCUCCACUACACCCUCAUCAUGAACCGUCUCACCUGUGUUGCUAUGGUUGUCACCUGCUGGACUAUUGGUCUUCUUGGUGCCCUAGUCUACACUGUCUUCACCAUGCACCUGCCCUACUGUGGCCCCAAUGAAAUCAACCAUUUCUUCUGUGAGGUCCCCGCAGUUCUGAAGCUAGCCUGUGCAGACACAUCUCUCAAUGACCAGGUGGAUUUUUUCCUGGGUUUCAUCCUGCUGCUGGUCCCAUUGUCUCUGAUCCUGGCCUCAUACAUCCGCAUCUUUGCUGCCAUCCUGAGGAUCCGUUCCACUCAGGGAAGGCUCAAGUCCUUCUCUACCUGUGUCUCCCAUAUCACUGUUGUCAUCAUGUUCUACGGGCCAGCAAUGAUCAUGUACAUGAGGCCUGGCUCCAAGUCCUCUUCCAAGCAUGACAAAAAACUGGCCCUGUUCUAUAAUGUGGUCUCUGCCUUUCUCAACCCUAUCAUCUACAGUUUAAGAAACAAGAAUGUGAAAGGAGCUUUUCUAAAAGUCAUAAUUAAGAAGGAUGUCCUCCAAUGA
This is a messenger RNA of Vombatus ursinus (common wombat), 948 nucleotides long. RefSeq names its product olfactory receptor 2A12-like. The transcript has a single exon. Gene Ontology annotation, cellular component: membrane. Gene Ontology annotation, biological process: G protein-coupled receptor signaling pathway. The record is from RefSeq and is a predicted model, not a curated record. Gene Ontology annotation, molecular function: olfactory receptor activity; G protein-coupled receptor activity. Bases 1 to 948 code for a protein of 315 amino acids. Lineage: Eukaryota; Metazoa; Chordata; Mammalia; Diprotodontia; Vombatidae.